Messenger RNA from Laccaria bicolor S238N-H82, 791 nucleotides. RefSeq lists its product as uncharacterized. The transcript has 5 exons. The coding region runs from base 1 to 708 and encodes 235 amino acids. The record is from RefSeq and is a predicted model, not a curated record. NCBI's taxonomy places the organism in Eukaryota, Fungi, Basidiomycota, Agaricomycetes, Agaricales, Hydnangiaceae.
AUGCCAAAGAAUCCCGUCGUCGAACUAAAUGAUCUCACCUUUGACCGUGUUGAAUCAAGGGCCAUGAUCGGUAUAUUCACGGCGACCACGGAUUCCGUCAUUCCUGUGCCCAUAGAGGUGGAGGCUACCAUCAAGUACGGGACCGCAAAGACAUUAGAUUUUUCCAACGGUAGCCGCGAGCUUGAGCUUGAAGCCCAUUUCUUUGAAAACGGGACAAAUCUCAAUUCCGAUGGCACGAAGUUUUUCAAGGAGUACUUGACUACCGAGAACGAUAUCCCUCUUAUCCUCAAUACGACCUCAGCACUGGAACUCAAGGCGCAAAUUAGGGGAAUCGCAACGCUGGGCGUCACAGGUAUCACUGCUUGGUUCAAAAUGGAAAUCGUGAAGCUCAAUUUUGUCGCAACGGUUGGAGGAGAUGACCUUCUCGAAGGGGGUUUGGACAACUUCACCGUAGAAAAAGGUGUAGCUGAAGGGAAAACAGACCGGACACAUGCAAAACUUUGUAAGAACGUGUUGACCUCACUUUGGGACAUAUCAAUGUAUCCCAAGGUCAGUGUCGCAAUUAGGUCAGCCAAUGUGAAGUUUGAUGGAUUACCCAUAAACGGCCUGCAAUUUGAUUUCAAGAACGUUGACUUCAAUGUGGAUGGCCCUGUGGUUGGAGCUUUGCCAGCGGGGCUGGUUACCAAAUUCCUCCCUUUUAAUAUGUGAUUUUAUCUGUGUAUCGAGAGCGAGGUCUCAUCCACGUAUUACUUAGCUAUGAGUCGGCAAUAUCCUUUCACUGUUUCCCCAUC